ACAAAAGAACUUGAAAAGAACAAAGCUACAGCAGAACAACUACUUGGCCAAAUGCUUCCAAAGAAAGUAGCGAACGACAUAAGAGAAGGAAACAAAAUUCUUCCAGAGUAUUUUGAAAGUGUCACUGUAUUCUUCAGCGAUAUCGCCAAUUUCUAUAUGAUAUGCAAAGAAAGUAACCCAAUCGAGAUUGUGAACUUUUUGAAUGAGAUUUAUAAUGCAUUCGACAAAGUUCUCGAUGAUUAUGAUGUUUAUAAAGUAGAAACUAUCAGUGACUCAUACAUGGUGGUGAGUGGUCUCCCAGAGAAGAAUGAGAAUCGUCAUGCGGGAGAGAUUGCAACAAUGGCUUUAGAUCUGAUGUCAAUGGUGACCGUGUUUGAAAUACCACAUAUACCAAAAUCUACUUUACAAUUACGAAUUGGAAUACAUUCAGGACCAGUUGUAAGCGGUGUGGUUGGUAAACUUAUGCCUCGGUAUUGUUUGUUCGGAGACACUGUGAACACAGCUUCGAGGAUGGAGUCUAGUUGUUACGCUCUGCGAAUUCAAGUGAGUGAGGUUACAGCUGGCAUUCUUGAAGAAUUAGGGGGAUAUACUUUGGAAUCAAGAGGCCAGAUAAAUGUGAAAGGGCGAGGGAUGAUGACAACUUUCUGGCUUUGGGGAAAAGACACCUUCAAAAAAAUGUUGCCGGACCAAUCUCUAGCUUUGUCGCUUUCUAAACACAAGUUCAAGUGAGAAAAUUAUUUCGAUGUUAAUAAUAUGAAUCUUGAGGAUGAUGAUGUCAUUGAUGAUGACGAUGCUGCUUGUGGCGUUGGAGUUUAUUGAGGAUGACGGUGAUUAUGAUAGUAAUGAUGGUGAUGAUGAUGAUGAUGAUGAUGAUAAAAAUUACGAUUAUGAUGAUGAUGAUAAAGACGACGGCGACGACGGUUUCUUUGUCAUUACCUGUAUUAGUGAUGUUGAUGAGAAGGGAUAUGCAUAUGCUUCCCAAUCUGCAGGGAUGAUGGGUAUCGUUGAUCGAAUUCAUAGAAGUAGUUUGUAACUGGUUUGUCAGUGGAUCACCUCUGUGCCUCAUGAGGGAAAUGGAAAUUUUGUACUCGGUAUGACUAGAAGUGUAGAACUUACAAAUUAAAUCGAUAUGACAAAAUUGCGCAAGUCAUUUUGUGUGACUCAUUAUUUCUUCCGAAUCCUUGUUAUAAUAGCAACAUCUGAAACACACAGAGCCUCAGCGGCGGCAGCAGCGGCAACAACAACAACGACAUAAACAACAAGAAUAUUAAUCAGGCAGGAUCAUUAUCUCGCUGUACGAAAGGCUUAUCGGUAUUUCGUUCUGAGUUCAAAUUCCGCUGAGGCCCACUUUGCCCUUCAUCUUUUGAGGGUCUAUAAAAUAAGCACCAAUCACAUGAACAUACCCACGGUAUAUCGAUAGAUUUGAGAGUUUACGAUAUAUACUCAUGGAUGUUUAUUGACACACAUACAUAUAUACGUAUAUAUGCAUAUAUAUAUACACACAUGCACAUAUGCGCAGGCACAUACAUACGCACAGACAUACACACGCUUUCAGAGAUCGACUUUGAGAAAGAGUUAUUCACUGCGAGGCUGCACUCUUUUUUAAUAUUCUUGCAUCAUGAGUUUCUCUCGAAUAUAUACUCAAUUCUUCAAGCUGGAUAAGAAUGAUAGAUGACAACUGCAUGGCGAAAACGUGGCAUAAACUCUCUCGAGAUAACGAAUUGUCAACAAUAGAACUAUUGACAAGGGAAGAAAAUAUAUAUAAAGAGAAGAGACCAUUCAGGAGUUUGGUAGUAGUUGUUCCUCUUGCGGUUUUUAAUUGUUUCCCGAAUGAAGAAGGAACAUGAUAUCAUCAGAAUCAAUAUAGCACCCGAAUAUCAAAAUUUACCUCGGAGAGGGAACUAAAACUAAAACUAAGGUAAUCAAAGGAAUUUUCGAUUUAUAAUUGAUUUUGAACCUAUAUAAACUUAAAACAGAAAAUUUGUCUCUCUGUUUUUCUGCCUUCUGAUUGAGUUGAGAAAGAUAAAUAUUUAAUUUAAAUGAAUUUAAAUGAAGUAGUAAUUUUCCCUUUUAAGAACAAAAAAAUAAAGUUGAAAAUGUCAGUUUCGGUGGCGACAAUGUUAUGAAGUGCAGGCGGCCUGACCUCUUAUUUCAAAAAUGAAAUCAUAAUAAUCUAUUACCACUCACUCGAUCAGUGGUUAGGGAUAACUAGUACUUCAAAGCCACAUUUACUACUUGAUUUCUUUUUCUUAACGGGAAAAUUACUAUGCUUUCUUUUUAAUCUGCAGUUGUAUUGCAAAAAUUUUGGAUUAUGUUUCUUCCCUGUGCUGUCGGAUGGCUUGAAAUAAACUCACGGAAGG
Octopus bimaculoides (California two-spot octopus) is the source of this 2360-nucleotide messenger RNA. Its product is annotated as guanylate cyclase 2G. The record is from RefSeq and is a predicted model, not a curated record. NCBI's taxonomy places the organism in Eukaryota, Metazoa, Mollusca, Cephalopoda, Octopoda, Octopodidae.